This is a messenger RNA of Lathyrus sativus (Indian pea), 930 nucleotides long. The record is from the annotation of a GenBank genome assembly. NCBI's taxonomy places the organism in Eukaryota, Viridiplantae, Streptophyta, Magnoliopsida, Fabales, Fabaceae.
AUGGAGAAUAUUUCAUUCAUCAGAGGGUUUCCUGAUCAGGAAAUAAUGGAGGAUCCUUCUCUUUGUCUUCAUCAAUGGUAUUUAAACUCUAUCGACGAGUCAAACUCACUGCCAAUAGCUUCUGCUUUUGGAGACACUUUGCAACACCCUUCUUAUAUUUAUCCAAACUUCAAUCUCAGAGCUUCGGUUGAAACUGAUCAGAGACCCGAGACUCAAUUUGUUUCGUACCAGAACCUUCUUUCGUACGUCGAUUCUAAUCAUUUUAAUCAGUUGGGAUUAGUGAAGCCUAAGGACGAGAUGGUUUGUCCUCAAAACAGUAACACAACUUCUGACGCGGUCUCUCAAGGAAUCAUGGAGGCACAAAGGAUAUCGACACGUAAUAAAGUCUCUCUACCUCAGGACCAUAUAAUAGCUGAAAGAAAGCGGCGAGAGAAGCUCAGCCAGCGCUUCAUUGCUCUUUCUGCCCUUGUUCCCGGACUACAAAAGAUGGACAAAGUUACCGUUCUUGGAGAUGCUAUCAAGUACUUGAAGAAACUGCAAGAGAAGGUGAAGGCUCUUGAGGAGGAACGGAACAUGAAGAAAAACGUGGAAUAUGUGGUGGUUGUGAAGAAAUCUCAACUAACGAAUGACGUUGAGAAUUCGUCUGCAGAAUCUGGCAGUCCCUUCGACGAGGAACUGCCAGAAAUUGAAGCAAGGUUUUGCGAUAGAAAUGUACUCAUAAGAAUUCACUGUGAGAAAAGCAAAGGAGCUGCAGAAAAAUCAAUCCAUGAAAUUGAGAAACUGCACCUAAAAGUCAUCAAUAGCUGUGUCAUGGCAUUUGGGAGUUGUGCACUUGAUAUAACAGUUAUUGCUCAGAUGGAUAUAGAAUUCUGCAUGACAUUGAAGGAUCUUGUGACAAACCUACGCUCAGCUUUUGCAUCGUUCAUCUGA